UAUUGGAGCCGCAUUAAGCAGGAACAGGACGGUACAGAGAUCAGCAAAGUAUAAUUUGUUCACGAAGAUAGCUUGGGGCAAAGAUGAAGCUCGAGGUUGAAGUAAUGUCCAAAGAGAUUAUCAAGCCAUCAUCCCCAACCCCUGAUCAUCUUCGCCAUUACCAACUCUCUUUUCUUGAUCAAAUAUCUCCUCCCGUCUAUAACCCUUUGGUUCUAUUCUACCCGAUGACCAAAUGCAAUAUCCAAGUAAACAAAACCAAGAUUACCGACCACCUUAAACAGUCCAUGUCCAAUGCCCUAUCCUAUUUUUACCCACUAGCCGGACGGAUUAAGGAUAACCAGCUUGUAGACUGCAAUGAUGAGGGCAUACCCUUGGAAGCCCAAGUCAAGUGCAAACUUUCAGAUAUCCUAGAAAACCCUGCUCCUAGUGAACUCAACAAAUUACUUCCCUUUGUACUAGAUGAUGCUGAGGAAUUGCCCCUAGGAAUCCAAUUCAACGUUUUUUAUUCUGGAGGCAUAGGUAUUGGUGUGUGUAUUUCUCACAAACUUGCAGAUGCCCUGUCGUUUUUCACAUUUGUGAAUACUUGGGCAGCCAUUGCUCGUGGAGAGAGUUACAUAGUGUCUCCAGAAUUUGCAUCGGCCAAAUUGUUCCCUCCAAAGAGCACAUUAGGGUUUGACCCGAGAACUGGCAUAUCAACAGAAAGAAUUGUAACGAAGAGGUUUGUGUUUACUGCCUCCAAAAUACAGGAAAUCAAAGCAAAAUACACUAAGAGUACUGCAAGUGCCGAAAACCAAAAAGGCCCAUCACGCAUUGUGGCAUUAUCAGCUUUCAUAUGGAGUCGUUUUGUUGCUGCAACCAAAGCAAAACCAAUCCCUGAUAACUGCUUCCACACAAUCAUUCAUGCAGUAAACUUACGCCCAAGAUUAGAACCGCCGCUAACAGAACAUUCUUUUGGAAAUUUUUACCGCGUUGCGAUGACAGUUCCAUCCAUAAACUCUGAAGAAGAUUGUUGUAGUCUCGUUUACCAGAUAAGGGACUCCAUAAGAAAACUUGACAUGGAAUAUUGUAGGCAACUUCAAAAUGGGCAGAGUCACUUGGACGUCAUGAAAGAGAGCACUGAAAGUUUCAUUAGAGGAGAGAUGGUUUCCUUUAGCUUCACUAGUUUAUGUAGGUUUCCUAUGUAUAAAGCUGACUUUGGUUGGGGGAAACCUAUUUGGGUGAGUUCCGCGAGCCUUACUUUUAAGAAUCUAGUAGUUUUCAUGGAUACUGUAUCUGGGGAUGGAAUAGAGGCUUGGGUCAGCCUAAAAGAGGAAGAUAUGGCUAUGUUAAGCGAUGAAGUAUUACUCGCAUAUGUUGUGUUCCCUAAGAGGCUGCUAAAGAAUUUAAACUUCUUAUCUUUCUACCAAGUGAAGUUGAUCGAUAUUUGCAGUAUUUGUUUAGUGACAAUAUCGGCUUCGACGUAUCGGGGUUUUUUAAUCUUAAACUAUUUUAUUUUUUAUUUUCUUUCUUUUUUUUUUGUCAGAAAGAUUCUAAUUUUCUCUUGCAUAUUAUGGUGCAGAUGUACAUUAUUUGUUUUUCUUUUUCUUUUACGUUAGGAAAAGAGUUGUUUUUUUUU
Molecule: messenger RNA, 1615 nt
Organism: Theobroma umbraticum
Lineage: Eukaryota; Viridiplantae; Streptophyta; Magnoliopsida; Malvales; Malvaceae
Source: RefSeq, a predicted model, not a curated record